AAAGGAAACAUGUAACACCAGUAACACAUUUACAUUUAGUAAAUAAGAGAUAAUCAAAUUUCACUGGAACCAAUUCAGCAUGAAAUCAAUCUGUCAAAGAGAACGCAUUCAUUUUGCUUGAGUCUACCAGCAAUUACAAUAGACAGUCGAAAAGUUGUGAGCAAACUUUCCGACAAUAAUAUCAAUUACAGACCAAUGCGAAGCUGCAAUUUGAGUUAUGGAUUCAUUUUACCCGAGGAGACUACAAAUAAUGAAGACGAUGUUAGUAGUAAAUCCAGAAAACCUAGUUCAUCUGCUUCUUCAAGUUCAUCGGUAUCGAUAUCAGGAUCUGUGCCAGCUUCAACAUCAUUAUCAGCAUCAUUUAAACAAAGAAAACAUGUAGUAAAAGAAUUAGUGAAAACGCAAGCUGAUUUUGUGUCAGAUAUGAAAAAUGUCUUGAUUGCAUUUGAUUCUGUUACUGAAUCUAAUCGAUAUUUAUUAUUGGGAAAUUUGGAUCAAUUGGUACGUGUUUCUGAUGAUAUUUCAAUGGCGUUACAAAAAGAAAUAUCUAAAUAUACUAAUGACCAGCUUGGUAAUGCUUGUAUCGCUAAAUGUAUAAAUUCGUUCAGAUUAUCUAUGAAUGAAGCGUUGAAGACGUAUAUCUUAAAUUUUUCAGUAGAUGCUUCCACAAAGAAUCCAGAAAUUCAAGCGUUUUCAGUGCUUGGUUUCAAAAAUCUACAAAGUGAACGUCCAAAUAUAUUGACUUUAAAUGAUGAAUUAAUUAAACCUGUUCAAAGAUUAGUUAAGCUAAAACAACUGUUUGAAUUAUUGAAAGAUGUAACACCAAUAAAUCAUCCAGACUGUUUAGCAACUACGCAGAUGUUCAACAACUUUGAUCAAUUAGCCUAUGACGUGAAUGAAGUCAAACGAUGGAAAGAGAUUUGUGCCAGUGUUUCUGAAGAAACGCGAAAAUAUUCUCUAUUUCAAUUAGUUGACAAGAGCACUAAAAGAAUAAUAGCAAUGGCUGCACGUAGCUCGGGCUCUGAAGCUACUCGUAAAAUUCAACAAAAGUUUCUAACAGAACGAGAAGCCAUAAAUCAUAUCGAGAAAUCUUGUGCAUCAUUACAGAGUGCUGUUGAGUCUCGAAGUAAGAGAACUCAGAGAUUUAUAUUGGCACAUAAAGACUUUAUCUGUUUUAUGAAAAAAACAUUUUUACAACAAAGCAUAAUCAAACUUCAUCCUGAUAUACCAACAAAUAAUUGUUCAUCAAAUGAAUUACCUGUCGAUCUAAUAAUAAACUAUGAAAUUGCAUUUGAUACAUUAAUUCAUUAUAUGGAUGAUAUAUAUAUGAGAAAAAUGUCAUCCAAUGUACUUAAUCGUCUAAGUGAAUUGAAAAAAUUGAUAAAUAUUUCAAAGCGUCUUUUGGAUAAAUACGAUAAUACAGAAUUGAACAUUGUUUUAAUGGAAGCUUCAAUGAAAAACCAUAAAAAUAUUCAAGCUGUUGUUAAUAUGCAAUUACAAAGAGAAGACAAUAUGCGAAAUCUGUCUACUUUACAGUUUGGUCUACAAAAUAUUCUACCGUCAUUGGUAAAAAGUGCAAAUAGUAUUUUAAUAUCAGCUAGUCAAUACGCUUUUAUACUUCAAUCAAAUCUUAUGCAAGAAGCUGAAAAUUUAGUUCACAAGUGUAUCAACGAUACUGAAAAAAGCAAUAUAUCUAUACAACCUGGAUGUAAUAUAUCUCCUGCAGAAUUUAUUAUUCGUGUAGAUAAAUUAAAAUCUCUCCUCUACGAAGCAAAACGUUGUCGAACUCAUAGAACAUAUGAAGUACCUAAUGGGCUUAAGUGGGAAGAAGAAUCAACGUGUAGUGAUAAGAAUAAUUUACCUCUUCAAGAAUCUCCUGUGAUGUCAGUUAGCAGUCAUCUAUCAACCUCAGGUAUAGAUACUCAUCCCUGUCUAACAAUUCCAACUGGAAGUGUUAUUAGCAAUUCCUUAUCGCCAUAUCCCGAAAUGAAAAUUAUUUAUCAUGAGUCUGAUAACCAACAAGAGCAAAAACUGUGCACAAUUUCUUCAGGUGAUCACAUUAAACAUACAAAUACGAAAGAACAACCUUCAACUUCAAAACACUGUGUGAAUGAUGGUUUAUUCGAUAAACCAACUCACAGAAUUACUCAUGACUUUUCUUCUAAAAAUAAAAGUGUUGUGAUAUCGGCCAAAGGUCAGUUAGUGACAAUUAUAAGAUCUUAUGGUCGCAAUGGGAAUACCAAUUGGAGUUUAGUCAAAUUUCAUCCAUGUGGUGAAAUUAAAUUUGUACCAACUAAUUACCUUGAAGCAAUAUAAAAUGCAUAACCUUAUAGAUUUCUUUGGUUUCAUUUAAAAUCGUUCAUUUACUAAAGUUUCAUUCAUUUUUACAAACUAGUAGUUUUUUGGUAUCAAACCAUUUAGUGAUUCUAAAUCUUGAACGAAACAUAUGUCUAAUAUUCAUUUUGUUGCAUGAAUGACUUCAGAUCAUAUUCAAAAGAGUGAUUAUUUUCGAAUAUUUUAAUUACAGUUGUCCUAUACAGAUGAGACUAAAUAGUAAAAUAUAGAGAAAAUUACUCUAUCAACUGAUUUAACUAGUGUCUACAGUAUAAAUAUAAAACAUCUAGUAAACGAGUCAUUCCUUCUUCUACGUUGUAACUCAAAAAAUAUCUGAAGCGGUUCACAGUUUUACUUCUAUUGAAUCAACCUUUUUUUUAAGUAACUGACUUAAAAUACACUUUAUACACUUAACUUUAUUUUCAGAGUUGAACUAAACACCUUGACUUUUAAAAACCAUUUAUCAGUAACAUUAGAGUUUCCAGAUUUCCAAAUAAUCAUCCACAUGGAGAAAGUAAACUUGGUAUAAAUUACCUUUCCAGCUCCAAUUCGAUGAGAUAGAAGUCUAAAAACUUUUAAAAUGUCAUGAAUCUACGCCGUAUACUAUUGAUAUACGUUAGUUUCAUUUGAGUUUCAACAAGACAUAUAAAACAACAGCUAAACACGAAACAUAUUGAUUCAUGACAAUGAGUUAUUGCUGUAGUUCCUUUUAGGAAGAUAAUCAUGCUCAUAUAAUGAAAAAUAUUCAUCAAGGAAAACUUGAAGAUGUAGUUUGAACUGGUAAGAUGUAUUCAGCUGAGAUGCCUUAGUACUACUUAGAUAAACUUCCAUAGUAAUCAACACAAUGGUUCAAGGCGGUUGAAUCAAUGUGUUGUGGGGGAUAUAAAUCUGAUUCCUGAUUUGGCCAUAUAAAUGAUUUUUGUCAAAAUAUACAUCCUGUCUAUCCUCGUAUGCAAUACAUGACUUAAUCUACGUUGAUGGAUAACGGAGUUAAAUAAGUUUAAUACGAGAAUGGAUUUCGAAUACAUAUAUUUUGUACAUUCAUUGAUCUGGACAGAAAAUCAGAGGGAUGAAGCGAACAGAAGAGAGCGAAGCAAAAAUUACAUGCAUUGGAGAUGGAGGGUAAGCCAACUCGCCUUAAUCAAUGUUUAUAGUCAGAUAAAAUAAAUUACAGAUAUGUGAUGUAUAGGAUAAAAAGUGCUCACACACAUACGCUCAUAUAAAAACAGUCAGGGCUAAUGAGUGAAUAAUUAACAAGGUCAACGCAUGACUCAUGAUGGAUAGGUAAUUUGAAUAGUCCAGAAGCUAUAAUAUGGUAUAUGGGCUUAACGUAUCAGCCGACACUAUAGUGUAUCAGAUAGUGCCGAAUAAGUAGACAGAACACUUAAUAUAACCCUUUCACGAAUGAUAAGUUCCUGAAGUUUUACAUCAAUAAGUUAAACCAAGGCUGAUGAUCCCAAGAAUCUGUCAGCCUGUCUCACAUUGAUUGAGCGAUUAAAACCUUUGACCUGUCAAAUACUGACCUUUAAUAUAUCAGUAUUAGUCUCCUUAGAAGAUUGUUUUUACUAUUGGAUCUCAACCGGUUAUGCACUAGGCUUUUCAAUACGUUUAAUAGUGUAGUGGUAAAUCCAUCCCCAUUAAUCUGAAGGCACUCGAUCACGCAUCCGCACCAGAUUACGAGUGGGUACGUCGUGCUACGCAUCUCUUACAACUGUUAGCAAGCGUAGACCAAAUGAUCCUCGAUAUAUCGACAGAUUUCCAAGUAUAACUUUGAACUCCUUCAUUUCUGUCUUCUGAUUUGGUAUGGAGGUUUUGCAUGUAAAGGUGUUUUCAAACUCCAGAUGGUUAUUACAUCUUUAGUAGUGAGCUCGAUGUGAUCUGGUACACCAAACAGUGAGUUAUGCGUCUUUUCCCUGUUGGAACAUUAUAUAUCAUUCCUUGAAUUUCGUACGUAUUGUGAUAUUGUUUUUAUAUUUUCGGAUAUUUUCCAACCCUUCAGUAAACUUUGUGUUCGUCAUGGCGGGACAGACUCGAGUUAUUUAAGAUUAAGACCCUUUCGCCUCAUUUCAGCAAAUCCAUUCAUGACCCAACAAUUUCGAAGCCUGUUUCUGCUUCGCAGAAGCUGACUCUCACAAGCACUACAUGACCGAUCCACAUGCACAACCCCCAUAGUAAAGUGGGCGCUACGGUGCGGUCUCAACGGGUUGGCCUUGAGAUUCUCUUAGUUCUUAAUAUAAUUACUCAGCUAUCGCUACAGACCUUGAACACCGGCUGGAAUCUCGACUUUUUCCGUUGUCUAACUACACCACUAGGAAUCGCGCGACCCCGAACAACUCGAAAUUGCUUACCACGAGCAGGCGUAUUGAAAACAAUGUUGCUUCGUUUGUCGUGUGAAGCUACGGUUAGCUUAUAGGAAUAUGGUGAGUUUAAUUUGUGCUUGGAUGCUGGCUCACUUCUGGUGCUUGUAUUGGAGCUGUAACGGAACAUGGAAGCAGUGCGGAAAUAUACUAAACAGAGUGGGUACACCAUAAUUUUUUACCUAUACUUUAGACUUUCUGUGUGAUUGUCAAACAAUUACAAUUAUUUUUAAUCUGCUUGUUGAUUACUGUCAGUUAUUGAUGUUGCUAUUGACAUAGUUUUGAGAGCAACCAACCAGUUGUCGUGGCAAAUUUUUGCUCAGUUGUACAUAGUUUCCACACUUCAGUGUCGAUCGAUGGUAUUAUUUGUGGGUUGAUCCAUGGGGUGGGUUUAAAAAAAAACAUUGUGAAUAAAAAAUCUUCAAGGUUCAAAUGCGUUUCAUAUCAUGCUGCCGCAGAAUAGCUAAAUGAUGAUAUGAACAUCCUUCCAUUUGAUUCUGGACAGUAUUUGAUUUGAUAACUUUCAAGACUUUCAUUAAAAGUACCUACUUGUGUUUGAUUGAUAGGAUCUAACAGAGCCACAUAAGAAAUUGCAUGCGAAUCCACAAAUUUGUAGCACAUCUUUCUCAGUGUUAACUUCUUCAGGGGUACUGAGGAUUUUAAGGCAUCUUCUGGUGGAUAAUACAUGCAGGACCGUAAUUUCCACAUAGGAUUUCAUUUCAUGUUUUUGCUAAACUCGGUUUUUUCAUCUGUUCAUUUAGGAUGUGUUACAGGAGCAUACUCUCGGAAGACAUGUGUGAAGACAGCUUUAGAUGAUCGAAUUGAAUAAAAUCAUACUUUUAUUUGCAGCGUUCGCUGACUAAAUGAAUGGAAAAUGCUGAGGAACACCAGUCAUUGCAAUUUUAUUUAACACCAAGGAAAGACAAUUACUUACCUUUCAGUUCAAUAAUGUUUCACAGGUUCUAAUAGGACAUACACUCGGUCAAAUCUCCGGGCAAGGGUUGGCAAGUAUCUUAGUUUCCCUUUGGACCAAAUCGACUACCUGGCUCUCUGUGUCAGAUAAAGAUAAACAUCGGAACUCAAAUGUUUUCAAGUGUCUAUGGUAUUAAAGAUGGAUUUCAUUUCUAUCUUCACUCGUAUAUCUCGUGAAUUCGCACGAAAGAUCAUAAUUGCUAACUGACGCCUACGUCAUACCGAAAGCCUCGAUUCUACUUCGAUCUUAGCAUGAAUGGUUGUUAUAUUCGCAAAUUUUGAUCAAAUAAUGAUACAAUUUGCUUCUAUUUUUGUUUGCAGAUUGCGAAAUAUCAAAAUAUUGUUCUGUAUAAUGAUAGUAAUGAUAAAUUUCGUAAAAAGCACUCAGCGUUUCGGCCAGAAUGCAUGAGGAUAAACAGAAGGUAAAUUAGAACACAAACGUUCCAGGCCAAAUUCGUAAAGAAACAAAGUUUAAAGCUAAACAAACGUUUAUAAAAUCAAUAAUAAGGGGCGGUACUCACAAAAUUGUUUUAUGAUGAGCUAAUCGUUUUCAGAUUCCUAAGGAACAGUCCAACUUGUUCACUUCUAGUGUAUCAAAACUCAACAUUAACUCGGUGGGUAAUAAAAUCUCGGGGAUUUCAUUGAAAACGCUAUUUUCCACCUUUUUGUUCUCGCUAUAGCAUUUUCCCACGUAUCCUGAAAUUUACCACGCCUAGUAGUAUAUUGGAAGUUUGACAGGUAACGCUGACAAUAUUUUUCUUCUGUUAUGUGUCCUAUGUUCUAAAUAAUUCAUUUUGAACUACGCUUAAUUGGCUAGCUAAGCCAUGUAGCUUCAAAGUGGUGGAGACUUAUUAAUUUAUCUUCUGGGCCAUUAGAUAAGUCGUUCUACUGUUUCCAUGGUCUAGUGAUGGCAAAUAUCUUUUACAAUUACUGUCAAAACCAUAAGCUUCACUCCCUAAAAGGAAAGUUCUAAAGAUUUACCCUUAGCUACUAAAAUUAUCUGGUGAUGAACCUUGAAUAAGCGUGAUCAUUACCAGAUGAAUUAACUGGUUUUUAGUACCAAUGGUAAUAGCAGGCUAAAUUUCUGAGCGGUUCCGAGGUAAAUUCAUGCGCUUCGCAAUACAUGCGUUUUGGGUCUCAUAUAAUCUACGUAACUGAAAUAUCGUUUUGAAGAUGAUUAACGUGGAUUCUAUGAUGUAUGAUACCUCAUUAAACUAAAAAACUUUCUAGGACAGCCACAGAACAAUAAGCAAAAACCCUGUGUUUCAGGAGACCUGCAUUCCGUAGGCUCAGUCUAUUUGCAUCGAAACUGCUACUUCCCGUUGCUGAAAAUUACACCAGCCAACAAAAAUGUUCUUUCGACCUAUUCCCAACAUUGCGUCUUAUAUUAUUGCUAGGUUUUCAUUGUGUCCUACUUUUCAACUUUUUUAUGAACACUAACUUGAAAUUACACCAGCGCUUUUUUCCAAAUGCAGGACGAAAUAAAGUAGUGGGAACAUGAUAACGAGUAGUUUAAUCAGGACUAUGAAUAAAAAAUCUAUCUUCACAAACUUCGACAUUCUAUCGCCAACAGCCCGGCAACCUGUAACAGUAAAAUUAAGUAAUAAAGGCAUAUCUUUAACCAAAGUCAAAUAAUAAAAGCUUAAACAAAUAAUGCUGAAGAAAAUCAAACAUGGUUUCAAGAGACCCGAGUAGGAAAUAAAAACGAAAUAGAAAACUAAAUAGAAAUACAGUCCUAUAAAAACUUGAGGGACUUCCAGCUAGUUCUUUUCUAUACAACAUGGUUCUAACAAAGAAUUGUCAUGCAUGAGUAACAGCCUAAUAGUUAGACAAUGGUGAAUGUCAUCAUGUGGUAAUAAAAACAUUGGAGGAUAUUAUUUACACUGAACUCAGUAAAACAUUUGACUUGGUGUCCCGUAAGAGAUUCCUAACGAAGUUGAGAAAUUUAGGAAUUUAUAGACGUCUGUGGCAUCUUUAGUAACUUUUGUAAACUGAUCCAAGAAAAAACUCGACACUCAUAGGACCUUAUUGAAAAAAGAAUAACACCGGACGUCAGCCUUUCAACAGUGCACAAAUCUCAAUCCUUUGACUAAAGUCUCCUACCUAUCAAUCAAAGUCUUAAUAAUAAUGAGUGGGGGUAGACACCAUUAUCCACCUCUGUAGGUCGUGACUGGUACCAUUUCACAGCGUUCUGUCUCGUUUAACUUGCCGCUUCGUUGUAUUCAUUGGCGUCUCUCCUGACGUUCAUAUAACAUUGAUGAUACAGACGUGAUGUAAACAUGUCUAGGUCGAUUAAAAUACCAACAAUUGCAAACUAACUAUGAGUUCGACAACAAGAGACUGCAAUGAAAAUGAUCAGUCAUUACUUGCAAAGGUGAAAACUAUCGUAUAUCUCUCCAUAAUCGCACAUAUUUUGGUGAUAGCUCCUAAACUCCUAAUGAAUUUCCGACAGGCGGUAUUUUCAUGAAGGUCAUUCGGGAGGUCACUCUGAGUCGUCACCAACUUACUGGAACCUCGAGCACCUAUUAGGACUGGGUCGGUUAUAUCCUUACCAAUCCCAUUACUUUUCAUCUAUAUAUAUGACGGUUGACCACGGCGUUUAAAUUAGUGUAGUGACUAUCCAGAUCUAAUGACUCUUGAAAUCAGAUUAUGUUUGUCCACUGUGAUUUAAGAGCCAAUGGAAUUUAUUCUUGAUAUUUACUCAGCAGAGAAAAUAUGAGAAUCAUAAAAAUUUCUUGUUUCAAUCUUGUAGGGCCAAGGAAAUAUCACUGAGUUCUGGGGAAAUCAUCCAGCAGUUAGGUCACUGUCUAGUU
This is a messenger RNA of Schistosoma rodhaini, 8476 nucleotides long. The record is from the annotation of a GenBank genome assembly. Lineage: Eukaryota; Metazoa; Platyhelminthes; Trematoda; Strigeidida; Schistosomatidae.